CAAGGCUCACAUGCGACGCGACAUUGCCUACACUGUGUCACGUUCGUUGCUACUCCUCCUUGCUAGUGCUUACCACCCCUCUCCCUCCUCCUCCUCCUCCUCCUCCUCUCCCCUUCUCUCCUCUCCUCCCUCUCCGCCGCGCGCCGGUCGCCGGAGUAGCAGGGUGACUGGGAGGGAUUCAGCGAGGCAAAACCAAUGGGGGUGCUGGGGGACGGGUCGGGGUGGUGCUUCUGCUCCGGCGGGGCGAAGCUGGAGCGGAUCAAGAACUCCGUCCUCGCCGCCAAGGGCGCCGCCGUCGCCGCCGUCUCCUUCCCCGCCGGAGGUGGAGGAGGGGGCAGAGGUGGGAGUGGGUUCCUCAUCCACCGCGCCCUCCUGCUCACCACGCACGGCACCAUCCCCUCCGCCGCCGCCGCCGCCGCCGCCGAGGUCCGCCUCAGCCACGGCCGCCUCCCGGCUCGCCUCGUGCCGCAGAGAUUCUUUAUCACUAGCCCCAUUUUGGACCUUACAAUAGUGGGUCUUGAUGUGGUGAACGAUGAAUUAAAUUCACACGGGCAACAGCCUCAUUUCCUAAAGACCUGCCUGAACCCCAGCUUGGACCUUGGCAGUACAGUUUUGCUCCUGGGCCACACAAAGAGAAAAGACCUGACAAUAGGCGAGGGGAAGGUUAUAAUUACAACAGACAACCUUAUAAAGUUCUCAACUGAUGAAGUCGCAUGGUAUCCUGGAUCUGCUGGUUUUGAUAUGCACGGAAAUUUAGCUUUCAUGGUUUGUGAUCCAAUGAAGCUUGCACCUUCUACACCUACUGGAUACGCUUCUGCAUCUUCAGCCGCACUCCUUUCAGCAAAGAAGGAUGUGCCAACACAGUUUGGGAUGCCCAUUCCUGCAGUCUGUGGUUGGUUGAAGCAGCAUUGGAAUGGUAACUUAGAAGAUGUUAGCAAGCCAAUGAUGCCUCCUGCACGAUUAAUAUCCACUGGGCAACGAAGUGAGUGUUCUUCUGUUGGUCGUCUUAACUACAUCAAGACCAUGGAGCGAGAGGGUGGUGAUGGGAUGUCAUCAUCACAAAUACCACCUAGGCUGACACAGCAUCAUGGAUCAUGCAGUUCAGCUUCUGCGAAGAUUUCAUGCGGUGAAAAUGAUUCUGUUGACUCGCACUCUAUUCAUGAACAACAAGAUCUGACCUCACAAAUGCAUGAAUCUAAGAUUGAGCAAUCUGCUUCACUUAUGGAUAAUAACUUUCCUCCAGGGCAUCCAAGAUCAAUUCGCCUGCCACUUCCUCUAAAGCACAUGAUGUCCCAUGAGAAUAAGAUAAAACCGAACCCAUCAUUUUCACAUGAAGCACAGCUAGCUAAUGUGAGGAUCAAUUGUGGCACUCUUCACAAUGUUGCUUACCAGGAAAAUUGCUGGAGUGAGGCUCAGUCCAGUUCCUCUCCACCAGAUAUAUCAGAGUUGGGGGAUGAGAGGGGCGGUUUUAGCAGUGGAGAGGAGACAAUGUACUCUGCUGAAACUAGGGAAAGCAGAAACAUCCCUAGCCCAAAGGAAAAGAAUCCCAAGAUGGUUGGGAGAUCACAGAGUUUUGUGAAUCAUAGCAAGUGGGAUUCCCCAAAAAGUGUUGAAUCUUCGAAAGGGGCCCCCUCAAAGUCACACACCUUCAUUCCUUUGAGAAAACCACAUUUGCAGGCUGCAGCCAUUUCGCAGAAAAGCCAAGAUUUUUUCAGUCCUACUGUCUCCUCAAGCAUGAAAAAGAGGAAUUUAUCACAAAUUCCCAUGAAACCUCGGCAAAGUGCUCAAGUUACCUCCAAGUGGAUCAUCUGAUCUCACCAACUUUCCUCAAACCAUACAAAGAUAGCAACAUCUUUUGGUUCAACCGGUUCCACAAAAUACUUCCUUUUUAGUUCUGUAACUGUAUGGUGUAAAUGUAUUCUAGUCAAACUAUAUUCUCUAGUGAUUCUUUUCAGUGUAACAUAAUCUAGCUUAUAUUCUUUUCUCUCUACCGUGCAUUUGCCCAAUGAAGGGUAAAACCAAUCAUCAUACAAAAUGUAGUUUUUUGUCCGACAGGUAGCCAUGGAGGAUGGACUGAGCAUUCUUUAUUUUUCCCAACAAUGAACUGGGAUUCAUUGGCACAAGAAGCAGGACUGGGCUACUCAUGAAGCUGCAUAAUUGGAUAAGUAGUGUUCCAUUUCUGUGAGGAGAAUAAUUGGAUAAGCCAAUGCCUCUGCAGCAGUGCAGCUUUCUCUUCAUAUACAGAAGCACAGAACUCCUUGAAAAUUGACUUUUUUCUACAUCUAUUCAGAAAAAUCAAAUGCAAGGACA
Oryza sativa Japonica Group (Japanese rice) is the source of this 2310-nucleotide messenger RNA. RefSeq lists its product as uncharacterized. The record is from RefSeq and is a predicted model, not a curated record. Lineage: Eukaryota; Viridiplantae; Streptophyta; Magnoliopsida; Poales; Poaceae.